Uranotaenia lowii is the source of this 1796-nucleotide messenger RNA. RefSeq lists its product as uncharacterized. The record is from RefSeq and is a predicted model, not a curated record. The coding region runs from base 1080 to 1796 and encodes 238 amino acids. The transcript is spliced from 4 exons. Lineage: Eukaryota; Metazoa; Arthropoda; Insecta; Diptera; Culicidae.
UAAGGGAAAAACCAAAAAAAAAAAAAACGAACCCAGAAACCUUGUUUCGUUCUACCGUAAAACCGUAAAACCACGAGGACAUUUCAAGUAUAUCUCAUCCCGGAGGAGUAGUGGAGCAGCAACAAGAAAAAAAAAUCAACUAUAAACAAGAGUAAAUGUGAAAAUAGUACCCCCCGUAAAAGUACUCCAGCUAGCUGCAGUAGUGGGUUGAAAUUCUGAGUGAAGAGUUCUUUGCCAUCUCUCGAUUUGUGAAAAAAAAAAAUGAAAAUACUAGAAAUGUUUCCCGAGGUAGAAUGAAACCAAGUGCAACCGGUUUGCAGGAUUGUAGUGGUCUCUCCCCCGAAAGCGGUAUCACAACUUAAACUUCCAGAGCAAAUACGCUACCGAAUCGUUGGAGUGAGGGAGCAUCAAAGCUUUCAAAACGGUGAAGGUGAGGUGAGAAGACGGAAGAUCUCAAAUUUGUAAACCACCACCGGCGGAGUGUUUGGGAAGGAAGCGCGGAAAAGAGUGUUUCAACAUUGGCUUUUGGUUUCGCAGUGCAGUCGUUGAAAAUGUCUUCGAGUGGCUGAGCGAAUUGCUUUUUGAUGCUAUAAAAGCCCUGCUACAAACAACAUCAGUGUAAUACAAUUUUCCUGUUUUUUGCGUGAAAAUUAUUCCUACUUGACGAGUCUGGAAACGACCAAAGAAAACGGCAAGCAAAAACUGCUGCCGUUGGGUGUGAGUGAGUUAUAGUAUAGUGAGUGAGGUCAUCUCUCGACAAGUGCUGGAAAGUGUUAUUACAAUCGCGAAAUUAUUCACCGAAAAUCUGUUCUGAGAUUCGUUAGGGUAGCUUGGAGUAGGUUUUGGUAUGGAAAUAUCAUAAGCAGAGGAAGAAAAUUUGUAGAAAAAAUAACAAUGAGCUGAAAAGCUUUUCCUCGAAAAAGGAAGGUCUUUGUGGUGUUCGAUUGAUAACAGCUUCCGGGGCUGAAAUAGAAAUGAUGUCCAUUGAUUGACGGCUGAGUCAAUGUGAGUGGGUUGGUGGAAGCAAAAAGUGUAUCCUGGGGAUCGGGUUGGCCAGAAAUGCCCAUAGCGCUACUUGAAUGUGGCUCAAUGAUCUGUGCUGUGGAGGAUUCUGCGGAGUGGGAGAAGUGCUGAAGAAGAAUCCGUACUACGACGAGCAAGGGGGAGUCCACGAGGACCAGGAAAGGUUGAGCAAAGGUGCCGGCCACGAGCUGGACCACUCGACGGGCCCAAAAGUCACCACGAAACCCUCCUCCUCUUCCUCCUGCCACCGAGUGAUUCCCUCUGCGGCAAAAGUGUCGAGCCAGAUUUCCCAUGUCGGGAUGGGUUGCACUCCGAGUAUCCUGUCCAACAAUAACAGCAACAGCCAGCAGCGUCGCAAGGAUAGUGUUUACGAGGUAGAUCAACCAGCAUCAGCUGCCACUUCCGGUUCCGCUUCGGCCGUCAUGAGUUGUGGAGGGGAUGGGAGAAAGGGGGAUGUUUCGGGUGGGAGAACCCUUCUGGGUGGGGGUGGUCACGAAAACGGCUCCAAAGGCCAGUUGCUGGCGAAUAAUGUGAUGCUGAAUGCCGGUGGACAGCGAAUUGGCGGAAGUAGUCCCGGAAGUGUUGGCAAAGGAAUUGGUGGCUCCGUUGGGACCGGACUGGCAGGAGAAAAGGAUGUACUCAAAAAGGAUUCAAUUGUGUCAAUUUCCGGAACGGGCCAUGUGGUCGUGUCCAAUAUCCCUCGGAGGCAAACCAUUGGAAGUCCUCCUCGAGGAAUAUCCAUGACUUGCGCCGGUGGAGGACAACCGGUCUAA